Molecule: messenger RNA, 3574 nt
Organism: Carassius gibelio (silver crucian carp)
Lineage: Eukaryota; Metazoa; Chordata; Actinopteri; Cypriniformes; Cyprinidae
Gene: asic1a
Product: acid-sensing (proton-gated) ion channel 1a
Exons: 11
Coding region: 230-1732 (500 amino acids)
Biological process (GO): sodium ion transmembrane transport
Cellular component (GO): membrane
Source: RefSeq, a predicted model, not a curated record
UUGGCUUCCUCCAUUAGUGCUUCAGGGACGUUACACGAGAGCAUCCAGCGCAUGCACGAAUCAUUAUUUAACACAGAUAUGGCUUUCCAUCAGUCUGUCGGUUGGACGGCGGGAUCGGCUGGUUUCUGCACGAACGCCGGAGGAAUGGUUUGAUAACUGCAUCGCAUUUCAGGUCCAGCAUCUUUCUGAGGUGCUUCAGGAAGAGUUUCACAGCUUUAAGAACUGUGUGAUGAAGACAUCAGUGAUGGAUCUUAAAGUGGAACCUAUGGACAUUGAUUACGACCAGCCGCCUCCUCUCCAAGUGUUCGCUCACACCUCGACUCUACACGGCAUCUCUCAUAUCUUCUCCUAUGAGAAGAUCACGGCCAAGUGCUGCCUCUGGGUUGUGUUUUUCCUCAGCUCACUGACCUUCCUCAUGUACGUCUGCAUCGACCGGAUUCAGUUCUACCUGGAGUACCCUCACGUCACCAAGCUGGAUGAGAUCACGACGCCCAUGAUGGUUUUCCCAGCAGUGACGAUUUGCAAUCUCAACUCUAUCCGCUUCAGCAGGAUCACACGCAACGACCUGUACCACACGGGCGAGUUGCUGGCACUGCUGAACUCCAGACAUGAGAUACGGGACACUCACCUGGUUGAAGAAAGCGUGAUGGAGGUUCUCAAGAGCAAAGCAGACUUUCGCUCCUUCAAGCCGCGUCCCUUCAACAUGUGGGAGUUCUAUAAUAGAACCGGACAUGACAUAAAAGACAUGCUGCUCUCCUGUCAGUUCAGAGGUUCACCGUGUCGCCCUGAAGACUUCAGCGUGGUGUUCACGCGUUACGGGAAGUGUUACACCUUUAACUCGGGGAACACCGGCGCGCCGCUGAUCAGCGUGAAGGGAGGGAUGGGAAACGGCCUGGAGAUCAUGCUGGACAUUCAGCAGGACGAAUAUUUACCUGUGUGGGGAGAGACAGAGGACUCGUCGUUUGAGGCGGGAAUCAAAGUUCAGAUUCACAGUCAGGACGAGCCUGCGUUUAUAGAUCAGUUUGGUUUCGGAGUCGCACCAGGAUUCCAGACGUUCGUUUCUUGCCAAGAGCAGCGACUGGUGUAUCUCCCUGCUCCGUGGGGCAGUUGCAAGUCAACCCCACCGAGUUCAGACUACUUUAAAGUGUACAGCAUCAGCGCCUGUCGAACGGACUGCGAGACGCGCUACCUGGUGGAAAACUGCAACUGCCGCAUGGUGCAUAUGCCUGGUGAUGCGCAGUACUGCACUCCUGUGCUAUAUAAAGAAUGUGCACAUCCAGCACUAGAUUUCCUGGUGGAGAGGGACAGUGACUACUGCUCAUGUGAGACUCCGUGCAACAUCACGCGCUACAGUAAAGAGAUGUCCUUCGUGAAGAUCCCCAGCAAAGCAUCGGUCAAAUAUCUCGCAAAGAAGUACAGCAAAUCUGAGAAAUACAUAACGGAGAAUGUUCUAGUGCUGGACGUGUUCUUUGAGGCUCUGAACUAUGAAACCAUUGAGCAGAAGAAAGCCUAUGAGGUUGCUGGUCUGUUGGGUGAUAUCGGAGGACAGAUGGGGCUGUUCAUUGGAGCCAGCAUUCUUACGAUUUUGGAGCUUUUUGACUACCUUUAUGAGGUAAUGAAAUACAGGUUGUGCCGCUGCUCCAACAAGAAACAUCACAACAACAACAACACUGAUCACGGCACUGUACUCGGCCUGGAUGACGUUAAAUGUCACGUCAGUAAAUACCAUUAACAUUCCUGCAGAAGUUCCAGCUGUUUGCCUGCCAGUCGUAUCCAGAUUAUGUUCUACAUUUUAGCAGAUGGCAUCACAACACCAGCACGGUUGUGUUUUCUUCAGAUUGUUCUGGCAUCUUGUGGUUGUACUCUUUCUUAUGCCUAUGCGAUUUUUGAGGAUAUUUCCAGAAAUAUUUUGUGCUUUUCUGAAAAACGUGCUUUUGAUUUAUAAGGCAGGAAUGUCAAAAAGGUUUGAUAUUAAUUCAAUUGUUUGAUCUUUGUCUGCCUGGUCUUUUGCGUCAGAAUUGCAUCUGCUAGCUUGAGGGGUUACUGUAUGUGUCAUAUUUUAUUAAUUCUGUGCAUCUUAAAGGCUAUAAUAUGGAUGUAAAUGCAUUGUGACAAGCGAUUCGUUGCACAAGGCAGUGUUCGAGAGAACACCACUCUGAAAGGAAGAGCUCACCCUAAAAAGAAAAUUUGCUGAAAAUGUAUCUCACCUUCAGGCCAUCCAAGAUGUAGAUGAGUUUGUUUCUUCAUUAGAACAGAUUUGAAGAAAUGUAGCAUUCCAUCAAUGGAUGCUCUGCAGUGAAUGGGUGCCGUCAGAACAAGAGUUCAAACCGUGAAGUGAAGUGAAGUGAAAAGCUGCAUAUUUGUAAUAAAACAAAUCCAUCAUCAAGACUUUUAAUAUCAAACUGUUGCUUUCGGCUAAAAGUCCUCUAUCCAUAAUUUUGCUUUCUCCAGGGAAAAAGUUGUGUUGUCUGAAUCAGUAGAGAAAUAUGCAUGGAUCAAACCCUGAUUCCAAGCCAAAACAUUAUUAUGGACUAUGGACUGAUCUUUUGACUAGUUUAAAGUUAAAAAGAUUUAAUGAUGGAAAUGUUUCUUACAAACACGCAGCUUUAGCUUCACAAGACAUUCGUUGCUGGUCUGGAGGGGUGUGGAUUACUUGUGGAUUAUUGUUAUGUUUUUAUUAGCUGUUUGGACUCUUAUUCUGACGGCACCCAUUCACUGCAGAGGAUCCAUUGGUCAGCAAGUGAUGCUAAAUGCUAAAUUUCUCCAAAUCUGUUCCAGUGAAAAACAAACUACUACACCUUGGAUGGCCUGAGGACGAGUACAUUUUCAGCUCAUUUUCAUUUUUGGGUGAGCUGUUUCGUAAAGGCCUGUGGGUGCUAUAUGAUAUGAGCAUGAUAUCAUGAGCCCAUGUCAGAUCAGAGAGAGACUAACCCCAGAAAUUCCCAGGGGUGCAUGUGAGCUCUCCCAGGCUUCUGUCUGCUGUGUCAUGUUUGUUUCGGGAGCUGGGAUGUGUGUGCAUGUCUGUGUAUGUGUCAGUUAAAGUUGUGUGCCGUUGCUGUGUGUGUCUGUGUGUUUGCAAGCUCGUCUGAAAGUGCAUGGAUGUGUUUGUCUGUUUGUAAGUGUGUCUUUGGGCAUGUACUGUACAUAUUACAUGUGAUCGAUCAUUUCUGGAAUAGAUGAGGAAAAGCUGAAAGCAACAGGGUGUCGGAUAUUUUUAAUCAGAAAAUGAAGUAUUUUUAAGUCUGUGAUGCAUUAGAAUGAUUUGUCAAAUGCUAGCAGAUAGAACACAGUGAUUUGUCGUAGAUUAAGGUAGCUUAAAAAUAUUUUUUCAUGUUUGAUUUACAUUUUAGACACUAUAUUAAUCUAAAUACAGGUCUGGUUUCUUUUCAGAAAAACCACACAAUCGAUUUUCAGUAUUUCCUGAAUAAGGAUUGUCAAAUAGCAACAGUAUUAAUAUAUGAAUAAAAAAUUUUCAACUGAUACAUUUCUGGAUUAUUUUGAUGUUUAUCAUGUCGUUGUGAUAAAAAUAUGAUUUUUUUUAUUUUUUUUUAUGAAUAAACAUGCAUAAAAUUAA